Molecule: messenger RNA, 451 nt
Organism: Rhizophagus irregularis DAOM 181602=DAOM 197198
Lineage: Eukaryota; Fungi; Glomeromycota; Glomeromycetes; Glomerales; Glomeraceae
Source: RefSeq, a predicted model, not a curated record
UCUGGAUCAUGGAUGGUAUGUUUAAAAUUGUCUCCAGAAUCUUUUAUCAACUCUAUACAAUCCAUGGUCCUGUUGGUGCAGAAGAAAACUCUAGAAUUCUCCCAUUAGUAUAUGUAUUGAUGAGUGGAAAAUCUAAAGAAUUGUAUCAAGUAUUAUUUCAAAAUUUAAUUGAAUUUGCUGAAGCAAAUAAUAUUUCAUUAAGACCAUCAAAAAUUCUUACUGAUUUUGAAAUAGCAGCAAUCAAUGCGUCAAAUGAGGAAUUUCCUGGUGUUAUUAAUAAAGGUUGUCUUUUCCAUUUGGGGCAAAGCGGCUGGAGGAAAAUCCAAGAAUGUGGCUUAGCCGUUCAAUAUGGUUCUGAUGAGCAUUUAAGUCUCAUAUUGCGUUACUUAUUUGCUCUAGCAUUUGUUCCAUCAAGUGAAAUUCCCAUUGCUUUUGAUAUCUUGAAAUCAAG